This is a messenger RNA of Suillus fuscotomentosus, 462 nucleotides long. RefSeq lists its product as uncharacterized. The transcript has a single exon. Lineage: Eukaryota; Fungi; Basidiomycota; Agaricomycetes; Boletales; Suillaceae. The coding region runs from base 1 to 462 and encodes 153 amino acids. The record is from RefSeq and is a predicted model, not a curated record.
AUGCAGAUGUCCGACCCUUCCAAACCAUCAGAGAUGGGACUCCCUGAAAUCAUUUCAAUUCUGGCUCCAUUGCAGCCACCAGGACCCACCAAUCUCCCGGUUCCUGAACCUAGUGGAACAGACAUCUUGCAGAGCAUCCAGGACCUUGGCAGGAGAUUCAAUCUCCUUGCAACCAAUGAGCGGAUGGACGUGUUGGAUGCAAGGGUUGAUUCGGUGGAGGACAGGUUUGGAUGGAGGCUGAUGGUGCUGGAGAACCAGAUCACUGCCUUGGAUGCGCAUUGGCAGUCAGUUGGAUCAUCGAUGGAUAAUCUGUCAAUGUCCUUGCAAAUCCAUAAGGACGAUCCGGCCGCUCACCAUCCUGGCUCCUCCAACUGCACCAAAUAUGCCCUGCAAAAUGCCCCUGUUGAUGAACACCUGGGAAUCUCGACUGUCGGUAGGGAACACAACCAUGAGUGCAAUUAG